AUGACAUCAAAGCCAUCCGCCAGUGUCCAUGCGCCCAUAUUGGUGCGUGUGACGCACUGCAGCCCCCAGCACGCCGACAUCCUGCACGCGCAGGGCACCCACCAGAACAACAACGAAAAGCGCGGCUGGUGCCAUCCGCCUUUUACUCUGGGGUACGACUUCGCCGGCAUCGUUGCGGACGUGUGUCCGGGGGCCGUCGAAGGUGAUGAUCACGGCCUAAAGAAGGGUGAUCGCGUGUUUGGCGCGAGUAUCGGCGCGUUUGCGGAGUUUACUAGUGUAAAGGCUGCGACGGUGCGGAAGGUGCCGAGGGGCGUGAGCAGUGAGGCUGCGUGCGCAAUGGCGGGGCAGGCAGUGAGUUAUGCGGCGGUUGUGCACGUGGCGAGGGUGAGGAAGGGGGAGACGGCGCUGAUUAGUGGGGCGAGUGGGGGGUUGGGGAGUGCGUGUUGUGCGGUUGCGAAGGCGGUUGGGGCGAGGGUUGUGGCGCUCGCGGGGGAUGAAAGGAAGGCGGAGGCAAUGAGGAGGGAUAUGGGGGUUGAUGUUGUUGUGAUGGACGAGGAGAGGCACUGGAUUGAUGAGGUUAAAAGGCUUACGGACGGGAAGGGCGUGGAUGUUGUGCUCGACAAUACGGGGAUGGUGAAUCCCGCAAUUCAAAGUCUGGCGUACGGGGGUAGGAUUAUAGUGCUGGGGUUCGCCGCGAGGAAGGGUAAGAUGGAGGCCGUGAAAAUGAACAGGCUGCUGCUCAAGUCUGCGACGGUGACUGGGUAUAGAUUUGGUGAGAGUGGAAGGCAGUCGCCGGAGAAGUUGGAAGAGAUUUGGAAAGGGUAUCUGGGGAUGAUGGAGAGUGGGGAGUUGAAGCCCAUAUUGUACGGAAGUUACAAGGGCCUGGAGGACAUCGGUAGAGCAUUGGGAGAUCUGGAAGCAAGGAAAGUUUAUGGGAAGAUCGUUGUCAAGAUCUCAGACGAUGAGGAGAAGCCCAAACUAUGA
Paraphaeosphaeria sporulosa is the source of this 984-nucleotide messenger RNA. Its product is annotated as NAD(P)-binding protein. Gene Ontology annotation, molecular function: oxidoreductase activity. Bases 1 to 984 code for a protein of 327 amino acids. The record is from RefSeq and is a predicted model, not a curated record. Lineage: Eukaryota; Fungi; Ascomycota; Dothideomycetes; Pleosporales; Didymosphaeriaceae. Gene Ontology annotation, cellular component: mitochondrion. The transcript has a single exon.